UCACGUGACCCGGGGAAGAUGGCCGCGCUGACGGCGGAGGUCUUUGCAGCUCUCCAGAGCCUGCUGAAGGCCUCCUCGAAAGAUGUUGUCAGACAGCUGUGCCAAGAGAGCUUUUCCAGUUCAGCCCUUGGCUCGAAAAAGCUCUUGGAUGUUACGUGUUCCAGCUUGUCUGUGACCCAGGAGGAGGCAGAACAACUGCUCCAGGCUCUGCACCGCCUCACCAGGCUAGUGGUGUUCCGUGACCUGUCCUCCGCUGAGGCGAUUCUGGCACUCUUUCCUGAAAAUUUCCACCAAAACCUCAAAAACCUGCUGACAAAAAUCAUCCUAGAACACGUACCUACUUGGAGAGCUGAAGCCCAAACAAAUCAGAGGCUUGCUGUGGGGUCUUGGGCCCUGUCUGUCUGUCUCCCUCAGAGGCUUGCUGUGUGGAUCCCAUGCAUUGCGCACGUGCAGCCCUUGGAGCUGCCUGCCGUCGAGGGAAGGCUUAGUCACGCAGGCGGCGUGCGCACUGAGCCGAGCUGUCCCCACACAGUCUCUCUGCCGCGCCUGGUCGACCUGGACUGGAGGGUGGACAUCAGAACCUCCUCAGACAGCAUCAGCCGCAUGGCCGUCCCGACCUGCCUGCUCCAGAUGAAGAUCCAGGAAGAUGCCAGUCUGUGUGGGGAGCAGCCCUCCAUGUCAGCUGUCACCGUGGAGCUGAGUAAGGAGACCCUGGACACGAUGUUAGACGGGUUGGGCCGCAUCCGGGACCAGCUCUCCGCUGUGGCCAGCAAGUGACGCGGCCAGCCGGCCCCCAGCACACGCCGCUGUCCUCGCAGCAGGCAGCGGUGGGGACGUGGGAGCUGCCAUCCAGCCCGGGCGCGGUUGGACCAGGCGGAAGCAGCCAGGCCCGCGCGCUGCUUUUUCCUCUUUCCGAAGUUGGAGCAGAAGCUGCUGUCUCGUGAGGCUCCUGUGUGGGACUUCAUGACCCCAGUGGCAGCAGGAGGGAGCGUUUGCUUGGUCAGCCGCCUCCGCCUGGCUGAUUGGAAAAUUCAGGCCCAAACUGCGGCACUCGUCUUAAUAAGUUCCUUUCGCUCUGAUGAGCCCAUUUCCAGCUCUGGAAUGCACGCAGGGAGUCAGGUGGGUGACGCCAGCAGUUCUGCUUCUCUGUCACAGAAGCCAGGCGGAUCCCACAGGGCAGAGCCCCCUCUGCGUGCCUGCCUGCCCCGAGUCCGGAGCCUUCCCGAGCUCCCUCAGCCCUGCUGGACCACCUGGCAGCGUAGGAAGUCUGAAAUGGGAACUCACUUCCUUCUCCAUAGAACCAGAGGCCCCUUCCUUGAUGUAAUGCAGCCACUCAGGGUGAAGAAGUAGGAGUGAUUAGAAAUAAAUAACAGUUCUAAAAA
Molecule: messenger RNA, 1382 nt
Organism: Balaenoptera ricei (Rice's whale)
Lineage: Eukaryota; Metazoa; Chordata; Mammalia; Artiodactyla; Balaenopteridae
Gene: COMMD9
Product: COMM domain containing 9
Exons: 6
Coding region: 19-777 (252 amino acids)
Source: RefSeq, a predicted model, not a curated record